ACAUGGACCUGACGCCCCAGUCUUAGGGACCUCUAAAUUCUCCCCUGUGCUUGGACUCGGCGGACCGACGCGAUGGCCUCGGAAGUGGUGUGCGGGCUCAUCUUCAGGCUGCUGCUCCCCAUCUGCCUGGCAGUAGCGUGUGCGUUCCGGUACAAUGGGCUCUCCUUUGUCUACCUCAUCUACCUCUUGCUCAUCCCUUUGUUCUCAGAACCAACAAAAGCAACGAUGCAAGGACAUACGGGCCGGCUAUUAAAGUCUCUGUGCUUCACCAGUCUUUCCUUCCUGUUGCUGCAUAUCAUCUUCCAUAUCACGUUGGCUAGCCUGGAAGCUCAACACCGUAUUGGACCUGGUUACAACUGCUCCACGUGGGAAAAGACCUUUCGGCAGAUUGGCUUUGAAAGCCUAAAGGGAGCUGAUGCUGGCAAUGGGAUCCGAGUGUUCGUGCCUGAUAUUGGGAUGUUCAUUGCGAGUCUGACCAUCUGGCUCGUCUGCAGAAACAUCGUUCAGAAACCAGGGACGGAAGAGGCAGCACAGUAUAACUCGGAGUUUGAAAACGAAGAAUUGGCUGGAGGGGAAAAAUUAGAUGCAGAAGAGGCGCUGAUCUAUGAAGAGGAUUUGGAUGAAGGGGACGGUGUCGAAGGCGAUGUGGAAGAGAGCACAAAGUUAAAAAUGUUCCGCAGACUCGCCUCCGUGGCCUCCAAGCUUAAAGAGUUUAUUGGCAACAUGAUCACCACCGCAGGAAAGGUCGUGGUGACGAUUUUACUCGGUUCGUCAGGUAUGAUGUUACCAUCUUUGACCUCAUCUGUAUACUUCUUCGUAUUUUUGGGUCUGUGCACCUGGUGGUCCUGGUGCCGAACGUUCGAUCCAUUGCUGUUCAGCUGUCUCUGUGUUCUGCUGGCUAUUUUCACUGCGGGACACUUGAUUGGGCUUUAUUUAUACCAGUUCCAGUUCUUUCAAGAAGCGGUUCCACCCAAUGACUACUAUGCAAGGUUGUUUGGUAUCAAAUCAGUCAUUCACACAGACUGUUCCAGCACCUGGAAGAUCAUAGCAAACCCAGACCUAUCAUGGUAUCACCAUGCCAACCCCAUCGUCCUGCUGGUGAUGUACUACACGCUCGCAACGCUCAUCCGCAUCUGGCUACAGGAGCCCCUCGUGCAGGAUGACAGGACCAAGGAAGAGGACAGAGCCCUGGCUUGUAGCCCCAUCCAAAUAACAGCCGAGAGGAGGCGCAGCCUGUGGUACGCCACCCAUUACCCAACUGACGAAAGAAAACUUUUAUCCAUGACCCAAGAUGACUACAAACCAUCCGAUGGCCUGCUGGUGACUGUGAACGGCAAUCCUGUAGACUACCAUACCAUCCACCCAAGUCUGCCCAUAGAGAACGGCCCUGCCAAAGCUGAGCUGUACUCCACCCCCCAGUACCGGUGGCAGCCCUCUGAAGACUCCUCAGAAAAGAAAGAGGAAGAAGAGGAUGAGAAGGAAGAAUUUGAGGAGGAAAGGAGCCAUGAGGAGAAACGAAGCAUUAAAGUUCACGCCAUGGUCUCUGUGUUCCAGUUUAUUAUGAAACAAAGUUACAUCUGUGCCCUCAUUGCCAUGAUGGCUUGGAGCAUUACCUAUCACAGCUGGUUGACCUUUGUGUUGUUGAUUUGGUCGUGCACCCUUUGGAUGAUUCGCAACAGAAGAAAAUAUGCCAUGAUCAGCUCUCCUUUCAUGGUUGUCUACGGAAAUCUGUUGCUGAUAUUACAGUAUAUAUGGAGUUUUGAACUUCCUGAAAUUAAGAAGGUCCCAGGGUUUUUAGAAAAAAAAGAGCCAGGAGAACUUGCCUCCAAGAUACUUUUCACCAUUACUUUUUGGCUCCUGCUGAGGCAACACCUCACUGAGCAAAAAGCUCUUCAAGAGAAGGAAGCUCUUCUAUCAGAGAUCAAAAUCGGAAGUCAGGAAAAUGAAGAAAAAGAUGACGAGCAAGAUAUACAAACAGAAGGAGAGCCUGAAGAGAAGGAGGAAGAGGAAGCCAAGGAAGAGAAGCAAGAAAGAAGGAAGGAAGAAGAAGAGGAGGUGGAAGAAGAUGAUGACCAGGACAUCAUGAAGGUCCUGGGCAAUCUGGUGGUGGCCAUGUUCAUCAAGUACUGGAUCUACGUCUGCGGAGGAAUGUUCUUCUUCGUCAGCUUCGAGGGUAAAAUUGUGAUGUACAAAAUCAUCUACAUGGUGCUGUUUCUGUUCUGUGUGGCCUUGUAUCAGGUGCACUAUGAAUGGUGGAGGCGAAUCCUAAAGUAUUUUUGGAUGUCUGUGGUGAUUUACACAAUGCUGGUGCUUAUCUUUAUAUACACAUAUCAGUUUGAGAACUUCCCAGGCCUGUGGCAAAAUAUGACCGGAUUGAAAAAAGAAAAGCUGGAGGAUCUUGGCUUAAAACAGUUUACCGUAGCAGAGCUGUUCACUCGCAUCUUCAUCCCCACCUCCUUUCUUUUGGUGUGCAUUUUACACCUUCACUACUUCCAUGAUCGGUUCCUGGAGCUCACAGACCUGAAGUCCAUUCCCAGUAAGGAAGACAGCGCCAUCUACAGACUGGCCCACCCUGAAGGAAGCCUUCCGGACCUCGCCAUGAUGAAUCUGACUGCCAUCCUGGAGAAGCCGGACAUCCGGAAGCUGGCCGAGCCUGGGGACGACAAAUCAGAGGGAUGCCCUUAUAAGGCUGAGAAGGCUGAGCUUGGGAAAGACAGCGAGGAGGAGGAGGAAGAAGAGGAGGAAGAGGAAGAGGAGGAUGAGGAGGAAGAGACUUCAGAUUUAAGGAACAAAUGGCAUCUGGUGAUUGACCGUCUCACUGUGCUCUUCUUAAAAUUCCUGGAAUAUUUCCACAAGCUGCAGGUGUUCGUGUGGUGGAUUUUGGAGUUGCAUAUCAUCAAAAUCGUUUCAUCAUACAUUAUCUGGGUUUCUGUGAAAGAGGUGUCUCUGUUCAACUAUGUAUUUUUGAUUUCUUGGGCUUUUGCUCUGCCAUACGCCAAGCUGCGUCGUCUCGCUUCGAGUGUCUGCACUGUCUGGACGUGUGUGAUCAUCGUUUGCAAAAUGUUGUACCAGCUGCAAACCAUUAAGCCCGAGAACUUUUCUGUCAACUGUUCCUUGCCAAAUGAAAACCAGACGAAUAUACCCAUCCACCAGCUGAACAAGUCUCAGCUCUACAGUGCUCCUAUUGACCCAACAGAAUGGGUGGGCCUGAGGAAGUCUUCCCCUCUGCUUGUCUACCUGAGGAAUCAUCUCCUGAUGCUGGCCAUUCUGGCCUUUGAGGUUACAAUUUACCGCCAUCAGGAAUACUAUCGAGGUCGAAACAACCUCACAGCCCCUGUGUCUAAAACCAUCUUUCACGACAUUACAAGACUCCAUCUAGAUGAUGGACUUAUUAAUUGUGCCAAAUAUUUCAUAAAUUACUUCUUCUACAAGUUUGGUUUGGAGACCUGUUUCCUAAUGUCAGUUAACGUAAUUGGCCAGCGAAUGGAUUUCUAUGCCAUGAUUCACGCCUGCUGGCUGAUUGCUGUCUUGUACCGGCGCAGAAGAAAGGCCAUUGCGGAGAUCUGGCCCAAGUACUGUUGCUUCCUGGCCUGCAUCAUCACCUUCCAGUACUUCAUCUGCAUCGGCAUCCCUGCAGCCCCUUGCAGAGAUUACCCGUGGAGGUUCAAGGGGGCUAGCUUCAACGACAAUAUCAUAAAGUGGCUGUACUUCCCAGACUUCAUCGUGCGGCCCAACCCCGUGUUUCUUGUCUAUGACUUCAUGCUGCUCCUGUGUGCCUCCUUGCAAAGGCAGAUCUUCGAGGAUGAGAACAAGGCUGCGGUGCGCAUCAUGGCAGGGGACAACGUGGAGAUCUGCAUGAACCUGGACGCGGCCUCCUUCAGCCAGCAUAACCCGGUGCCGGAUUUCAUCCACUGCAGAUCCUACUUAGACAUGUCCAAGGUGAUCAUCUUCAGCUACCUCUUCUGGUUUGUCCUCACUAUCAUAUUCAUCACGGGGACAACCAGGAUCAGCAUCUUCUGCAUGGGUUACUUGGUGGCCUGUUUCUAUUUUCUGCUCUUUGGGGGCGAUCUGCUGCUGAAACCCAUCAAGAGUAUCCUGCGCUAUUGGGACUGGCUGAUUGCCUACAACGUGUUCGUGAUUACGAUGAAAAACAUACUGUCAAUAGGAGCAUGUGGAUACAUUGAAAAAUUGGUUCAAAAUAGUUGCUGGUUGAUCCAAGCUUUCAGCCUGGCCUGCACUGUCAAAGGCUAUAAAAUGCCUGAUGAUGAUUCCUCAUGCAAACUACCCAGUGGUGAAGCAGGAAUUAUUUGGGACAGCAUAUGUUUUGCCUUCCUUCUGCUGCAGAGAAGAGUUUUCAUGAGUUACUAUUUCCUACAUGUUGUAGCUGAUAUAAAAGCUUCACAGAUCCUGGCCUCAAGAGGGGCUGAACUUUUCCAAGCCACAAUUGUCAAGGCUGUAAAGGCAAGAAUUGAGGAAGAGAAAAAGUCAAUGGAUCAGCUGAAGAGGCAGAUGGAUCGCAUCAAAGCCAGGCAACAGAAAUACAAAAAGGGUAAGGAGAGGAUGCUGAGCUUGACCCAGGAAUCGGGGGAAGGCCAAGACAUCCAAAAACUCUCUGAAGAGGAUGACGAAAGAGAAGCAGACAAACAGAAAGCCAAGGGCAAAAAAAAGCAGUGGUGGCGGCCUUGGGUUGAUCAUGCUUCCAUGGUCAGGAGUGGAGAUUAUUACUUGUUUGAAACGGAUAGUGAAGAGGAGGAAGAGGAAGAAUUAAAAAAGGAAGAUGAAGAACCUCCGAGGAGGUCAGCUUUCCAGUUUGUUUAUCAAGCCUGGAUCACUGACCCUAAAACCGCACUCCGACAGAGACGCAAAGAGAAAAAAAGGUCUGCAAGAGAAGAACAGAAAAGAAGGAGAAAAGGAUCUGGGGAGGGUCCUGUGGAGUGGGAAGACCGAGAGCAGGAACCAAUCAAAAAGAAAUCUGAUGGACCAGAUAAUAUCAUCAAGAGGAUAUUUAACAUUUUGAAAUUCACCUGGGUUCUCUUUCUGGCAACAGUGGAUAGUUUCACAACUUGGCUUAACUCCAUUUCAAGGGAACAUAUUGAUAUAUCUACAGUUCUGAGAAUUGAAAGAUGUAUGCUGACCAGAGAAAUUAAAAAGGGCAACGUCCCCACGCGGGAGAGCAUCCACAUGUACUACCAGAACCACAUCAUGAACCUUUCCAGAGAGUCUGGACUGGACACCAUAGACGACCGUGCUGGCGCCGCAUCUGCUGCACAGACAGCCCACAGGAUGGAUAGCUUAGAUUCCCAUGACAGCAUCUCCAGCUGCUACACCGAAGCAACCAUGCUGUUCUCAAGGCAGUCUACCCUUGAUGAUUUAGAUGGACCAGAAACUGUUCCUAAAACAAGUGAGCGUGCUCGACCUAGGCUUCGUAAAAUGUUCAGCAUGGAUAUGUCCUCCUCAUCAGCUGACAGUGGCAGUUUAGCAUCAAGCGAGCCCACGCAGUGCACCAUGUUGUACUCGCGCCAGGGGACCACAGAGACCAUCGCAGAGGUGGAGGCCGAGCAGGAUGACGAGGCGGCAGCCGGAGACGCUGACCAGAGCGGGGAGGCCACAGCAGACAUGGGGCCGGAGGAGGCCUCUGAGGUGUCGGAGGCCUCAGAAGUCGGCCUCACCCCGGAUGCCGAGCUGCCGCAGUACUCCACCGAAGACGGGGAUGUGGAGGCCCCGCCGUCCUACAGCAAGGCGGUCAGCUUCGAGCGCCUGUCCUUCGGCUCGCGGGAUGACUCUGCAGGCCAGAGCCACAUGGCCGUGAGCCCCGACGACAGCCGCUCGGACAGGCUGGAGUCCAGCAUCUUACCACCCCUGACUCAUGAGCUGACGGCCAGCGAGCUGCUGCUGAACAAGAUGUUCCAUGAUGAUGAGCUUGAAGAGUCUGAGAAGUUCUAUGUUGGCCAGCCCCGCUUCUUGCUGUUGUUUUACGCCAUGUACAACACUCUAGUGGCACGCUCAGAAAUGGUGUGCUACUUUGUGAUCAUACUCAACCACAUGGUCUCUGCCUCCAUGAUCACCCUUGUGCUCCCCAUUCUGAUCUUCCUCUGGGCCAUGCUGUCUGUUCCCAGACCCAGUAGACGAUUCUGGAUGAUGGCCAUUGUCUACACAGAGGUGGCAAUUGUGGUCAAGUAUUUUUUCCAAUUUGGGUUCUUUCCCUGGAACAAGAAUGUGGAAUUGAACAAAGAUAAACCUUACCACCCACCUAAUAUCAUAGGAGUGGAAAAGAAAGAAGGUUAUGUCCUUUAUGAUCUCAUCCAGCUCCUGGCUCUUUUCUUCCAUCGGUCAAUUUUGAAGUGCCAUGGCUUGUGGGAUGAAGAUGACAUCACCGACAGUGGCACGGACAAGGAAGAGUCAGAUGAUGAGCUCUCCCUUAGUCGUGGCAGGAGAGCCUCCUCCGAUUCUCUGAAAUCCAUCAACCUGGCUGCGUCGGCAGAGUCGGUACACGUAUCCUUUCCAGAGCAGCCUUCUGCCAUCCGGAGGAAGCGAUCGGGAAGCAGCUCCCAGAUAUCCCCCAGAUCCAGCUUUUCUUCCAAUAGGUCCCAAAGAGGCAGCACAAGCACAAGGAACAGCAGUCAAAAAGGAAGCAGUGUUUUAAGCAUCAAGCAGAAGAGCAAAAGGGAACUUUAUAUGGAAAAGCUUCAAGAACAUUUAAUCAAAGCAAAAGCAUUUACCAUAAAGAAGACUCUGCAAAUAUAUGUGCCCAUCAGACAGUUCUUCUAUGACCUCAUCCACCCAGACUACAGUGCUGUGACCGACGUGUAUGUGCUCAUGUUCCUGGCUGACACUGUUGACUUUGUCAUCAUCGUCUUUGGCUUCUGGGCCUUCGGGAAACACUCAGCAGCAGCAGACAUCACCUCUUCACUGUCGGAGGACCAGGUUCCUGGGCCGUUUUUGGUGAUGGUCCUCAUUCAGUUUGGAACCAUGGUGGUGGACCGAGCCCUAUACCUGAGGAAGACUGUACUGGGAAAGGUCAUUUUUCAGGUCAUUCUCGUGUUUGGAAUUCAUUUCUGGAUGUUCUUCAUCCUGCCCGGUGUGACUGAGAGGAAGUUCAGCCAGAACCUGGUUGCUCAGCUUUGGUACUUUGUGAAAUGUGUUUACUUCGGGCUGUCUGCCUACCAAAUCCGUUGUGGCUACCCAACACGAGUCCUUGGAAACUUCCUCACCAAGAGCUACAAUUAUGUCAACCUCUUCUUGUUUCAAGGGUUCCGCCUCGUUCCGUUUCUGACGGAGCUGAGGGCUGUGAUGGACUGGGUGUGGACAGACACGACCUUGAGCCUUUCCAGCUGGAUAUGUGUGGAGGAUAUCUAUGCUCACAUAUUCAUCCUGAAAUGUUGGCGGGAGUCCGAAAAAAGAUACCCGCAGCCCCGGGGGCAGAAGAAGAAGAAAGUGGUGAAGUAUGGCAUGGGAGGCAUGAUCAUCGUUCUGCUCAUCUGCAUCGUCUGGUUUCCCCUUCUCUUCAUGUCCUUGAUCAAAUCUGUGGCAGGGGUCAUCAACCAGCCCCUGGACGUCUCGGUCACGAUUACCCUGGGAGGGUACCAGCCCAUUUUCACAAUGAGUGCCCAGCAAAGCCAGUUGAAAGUUAUGGAUCAGCUAAAGUUUAAUAAGUUUAUGAAAGCUUUCUCUAGGGACACUGGUGCUAUGCAAUUUCUGGAAAAUUAUGAAAAAGAAGACAUAACAGUAGCAGAACUGGAAGGAAACUCAAAUUCUUUGUGGACCAUCAGCCCUCCCAGUAAGCAGAAAAUGAUAGAGGAACUCAUGGACCCCAAUAGUAGCUUCUCUGUUGUUUUUUCAUGGAGUAUUCAGAGAAACAUGAGUCUGGGUGCAAAAGCAGAAAUAGCAACCGAUAAGCUAUCUUUUCCUCUUAAAAAUAAUACACGUAAGAAUAUAGCUAAAAUGAUCGCUGGCAACAACACAGAAAGUUCAAGAACGCCCGUGACUAUAGAAAGGAUCUACCCAUAUUACGUGAAAGCACCUAGUGACUCGAACUCUAAACCUAUAAAGCAACUUUUGUCUGAAAAUAAUUUCAUGAAUAUCACCAUCAUUUUGUCCAGAGACAAUACAACUAAAUCUAACAGUGAGUGGUGGGUUCUCAAUCUGACUGGAAAUAGAAUAUAUAAUCAGCACGCCCAGGCCUUGGAACUGGUGGUCUUCAAUGACAAAGUCAGCCCCCCAAGUCUGGGGUUCCUGGCUGGCUACGGUAUCAUGGGGUUAUAUGCUUCGGUUGUCCUUGUGAUUGGGAAGUUUGUCCGUGAGUUCUUCAGUGGCAUUUCUCACUCGAUCAUGUUUGAAGAGCUUCCAAAUGUGGAUCGAAUCCUGAAGUUGUGCACAGAUAUUUUUUUAGUUCGAGAGACAGGGGAACUGGAACUAGAGGAAGAUCUCUAUGCCAAAUUAAUAUUCCUGUACCGCUCACCAGAAACCAUGAUCAAAUGGACUAGAGAAAAAACAAAUUGAUCAUUUAAGACACAGACUGCAAGUCAAGUUAACAUUUGAAUUUUUUUAAAAAAGCACAAUAUUCUCAUAAGAGCUAAGCAUUUCUAGUUGGAUGGAAAUGGCUUCUCUUCUGACAGGUGAUCAGAAGGAGCUGACUUCUUUUUGCAGUCUAAGCUACCUUGCAAAUGAAGGCGCUGUUGAAAAAGUUAUUUGUAAUUCCAUUUCUCCAAAAUCAGGGCUACUUGUUUUAUGUUUUAGUCAACAGUGUCUUGUGUUCUGAUUGACUAUGCAAAGGAGUCAUUUAUGGAUCUCCUCUCUCAGAGAAACAGGAGAGAAGAUGAAGGGAGAAGGUAAGACACCUGUGUUUUUCGGCACGGGGACUGCACCCUUCCUGCAGAGAUGCUAUCAUGGCGGACACUGCGCUCUGUCACCAGUGGGGAAGGAGAACAGAUGGGACUCAGCACACCCCAAAAAUAUGCAACAGCAAUAGGAGGCUGAAACUCCCGAACGGAUUUCUAGGGGGAAAAGAGAAAGGGAGCUAAAGACCCAUGAAGAUACCAGAGGAAGGAUAAGCCUCAUUCUAAGCAAAAAGUUAACAUUAGUGACACUCUUACUGCCUUAUCUUAACUGAAGACUAAUUAAAAAAAUCUUUCCAUUAAACACCAGUGACUUCUCAGGAAAAAAAAAAAAAAAAAGCAGCAAAACAAAUAUGUGGACUGGCUUUGUUGAGGCCCAGCUCAUGACCCGCUUCCGUGAGGGUGGCUGUUCUGCUUUAGAGUUUCCGCUCCUCCUCAGACACGGGCUCCAGGUAGAAAGAUAAAAAUGGCGCCCAGUUGGGUGUGGAAUGAAUACUCUGACUUUGUAACUUUUACUAACUGAGGUCAUGAAUGCUCUUCUACCUUUCCCCUCUCCCCCUCAACAUGCUUUUUCCCAUUUCGAUGAUUUAAGGCAAUGGUGUUUUCCAGUAUGUGACAUUUUCCUCUGUUUUUCAGGUAUAUCAAAGAGUUUACAUAUUCCAAUUCACAUUUUUACAUCUGAGACGGGUUUUUUAAGUUCAUAAUUAUGGAAGAAAUAUGUAUAUUGAGCUUGGGGAAAUAAAAAAAAUGGCCUUUUCUUAAAUUAUUAUUAUUGGUAAUACAACCUCUUCAUUAAAUAACAAUGUAGCAUGAAAAUUUAUGAUCGAAAUGUAGUUUUCAUUCCAUAUUAAAAUACAGUUUGUGAGGAAUCAUCGAAUGGAAUAGAAUACGUCAAAAAAAAAAUGAUCCUAUGUAGUUUGGGUUCAGGACUGAUUUAAAAUAAAGCACAUCUUGCAAAGUCA
Molecule: messenger RNA, 9796 nt
Organism: Mustela lutreola (European mink)
Lineage: Eukaryota; Metazoa; Chordata; Mammalia; Carnivora; Mustelidae
Gene: PIEZO2
Product: piezo type mechanosensitive ion channel component 2
Exons: 53
Coding region: 73-8499 (2808 amino acids)
Biological process (GO): cellular response to mechanical stimulus; detection of mechanical stimulus; regulation of membrane potential
Cellular component (GO): plasma membrane
Molecular function (GO): monoatomic cation channel activity; mechanosensitive monoatomic ion channel activity
Source: RefSeq, a predicted model, not a curated record